UCGUGAAUGCGGCUACACUGCACCACGCUUGUUUGCAGACACUGUGCCGUUCUCGGGCAUUGCAGCAAAAUUUUGGGACAUUGGGUGGCGGUGGUGGAGUGGGUGAUGAGCGGUGUAGGCACGCCGUAGUAGGUUCGGGCGAGGGUGAGAGAGAGGGGCACCGUGAUAUGUUCGGCUUGAUCCGAGGCAACCUCUCCAGGCCGACCGACCCAACCAACCCUGGAACAAUCCUUGACUGGACGGACUUGGCCGAAGGAACGAAAGCAUAAAUGGGAGCCAGCCCGUCCUGGAUUCGGAUGCAAGCAGCUUAGAAGGAAGCGAACUUGAUCCCAUCACAACCGUCCUCAUCUCGGCUUCCCGGAUCACCAUGUCAUCGUCGUCGUCCUCGACCAUGAACAAAUACUGGAUUCCGCACCUGGAUAUCCACAAGAAGGUCAUCACCCAGGAGCUUCAGUACUAUCUGGGGCCCGGGGCGACAGUAAGGCCCUUCACCCGCGACGUAGGUGAUCCUUGCUUUCCCGCUUCGAGAUGAACUGGCUGCUGACGGUCCCCAGGGAGAAGACGGUUUUCUGAUAACCACACCAGGGCCUUGUCUGACAGAUGUGAGCCACCGAUAGCGUGAUA
Molecule: messenger RNA, 624 nt
Organism: Thermothielavioides terrestris NRRL 8126
Lineage: Eukaryota; Fungi; Ascomycota; Sordariomycetes; Sordariales; Chaetomiaceae
Exons: 1
Coding region: 368-532 (54 amino acids)
Source: RefSeq, a predicted model, not a curated record